Molecule: messenger RNA, 3667 nt
Organism: Hyalella azteca
Lineage: Eukaryota; Metazoa; Arthropoda; Malacostraca; Amphipoda; Hyalellidae
Gene: Rint1
Product: RAD50-interacting protein 1
Exons: 15
Coding region: 324-2810 (828 amino acids)
Biological process (GO): retrograde vesicle-mediated transport, Golgi to endoplasmic reticulum; regulation of ER to Golgi vesicle-mediated transport; endoplasmic reticulum to Golgi vesicle-mediated transport
Cellular component (GO): Dsl1/NZR complex
Source: RefSeq, a predicted model, not a curated record
UCACUUGUGUACUAGUAUCAUUCUCCAGCUCAUGAAUGUUUUUUGUUAAUAACUUGAAGUGAGAAAUGUGAUGAGUGAAUUUUUAAUUUCUUUGAUAUUGCAAGCACAACAAUUAGCUUGAGGUUAUGUGAAGUAGAAUUUUUUGGUUGAUAAUUGCCAUACAUUAUAAGAAUAACUUUGAAUAUACUUGAAGUGCUUGUGCCACGAAUUAUUUGCAUUAAAAUGAGCUAACUACGGAUGUUCUUCCUGAAAUUGAUAAAUGGGAAAUGACUUCAGUUGAGUUGGAAUAUUGUGUGUGAGUAAAAUUAAACUGGACAAGGAAAAUGGCCUCACCAUCUCUGAACCUUGGAGUGGUUGGAGCUGAGGUGGCCAAGCAGGCAAAAAAGGAAGCAGUGACUCAAAUUAACCUGUUACUCGGUAAAGAUGCAAAAAAACUUUCAUCCAUAUCAGAAGUUGUACAACUCUUCUCCAACACCAAAGUUGAUAUGGAGAAAAAGCUGGAGUUUGUGAGCAAUGCAGCUCCUGAUCACAUCAGCACUGCUGUACUGGAAGCGGAACAGCAGCUCAGCAAGUCUGAGGAGCUUUGCAAUGAAGCUGAAGAGAUUCUUAAGGAUGUUAGCAUCCAGAAAGAGAAAGUAUCUGGGCUUCUGGGCAGCGUAGAGGGGGAACUUGAGCUCAUGCUUCAGAUGGAUGCAGUUCACUGCUACCAGGCUUGGGUGAAGUCCAUUCAGGAAAUAAGCUCUGACAUGACUGGCAUGAUGAGUGGUGGCAGUGACGAUGGCUCAGCAUUGCUCAGUCGCUACUCUGAGCUACAAGACAUCUUGUUGCACGUCUCAGGACGCACUGCCUGCUCCAACUUGGAACGCUUCAUGUUGGACACACUUACAUACUGGCAUAACAGACUGGUUCAAACUUACUCGCAAGAAUUUGACGAGGUGCUGCAGUCUCUGAAGUAUCCGUUCAUCAGCACCAACACGACAGUGCUGCAGGCAGACCCUGACCCUGGCCAGAUCAAGAAGCUCCAGGAGCUAACAUCUCACUUGCUCCAGCUUAACGAGAAACCUCUCACUCUUGUAUCGAAACAAGACGUGAACUUUGACCAAAAGCGUGGCUCACCAUUGUGGAAAGAUACUCUAGAUCCUGCAAAAAAUAGUACCAAUUUAUCCCUCUCCAGCAACAGUGAGUCUCUUUCAACCAACGAUUCCAUGUUCUCUGCCACGUCCCAAUCACCAUCAAAGAGCCCCAGCAAGGAUGACCAGCCAGCACUAGUGGCAGAUUUUGAGCCGCUACUCGCACCAUUAAAACUUCUCGUCAAACCUCUGGAGGUGCGCUUUGCUUAUCACUUCAGUGGCAAUAAGAAGACCAACAGCGUGGCUCACCCUGAGUGGUGCCUCACCCGCGUCUUGUCUUGGAUCUCCAGCCACUCUUUCUUCCUGAACCGCUACAUCCAGCCCGUCCUGGACGAACAUAAGCUCAACCACGUCAAAGCCCAGACAGAGUUGAGUCGCGCGCUUGUGAAGCUGACGGUACAGAAGUUGGCCGCCGAUCUGUCGACCAUCAUGACGGACGAGGAUCUGUUCUGCCACAGCCUGCAAGAGGUGCUGAGCUUUGAGCAAGAGCUGCGCCUGUCCUGUGGCUAUCCUGCCAGUCAACCUUCAGUGCUGCUUGUCCUCACGCAGCCUCAGGUGCUGAAGCAUUGGGUGUCGCUGGAGCGCAAAUUUGCGGUGGCUGUGAUGGACGAACUCGUGGGAAGCCCUGAGGCCUGGUGCUGCCUGGAGGAGGGGGACGGCUGGAGUGCCUGUGGUGAACAGCUCAUCACUCUCCUCCUUGCUGUCACUGACAGGUACAAGGCCCUACCCCAACCUGGGCACCGGCUGCAGUUCCUGGAGGUGCAGCUGGAGCUGCUGGAUGAGUAUCGCGUGCGGUGCGUGCAAGUGUCGCGGGAGCUGCAGGCGGAGCCCGUGACCUCACACUACCCCAGCAUCCUGAGCACCUUACACACACUCAUCUCCACCCUCGAGGAAUGGGGCGACAUGCCGUUUUUCCUGGAGCUGGGCGUGUACAGAGCUCAACAGCGGGAAUUGGAUCUUGCUAUGGAGCAUGGUUCCGCACCGUCUGUUCCGUUGACAACUGUCGCUGAGGCGGCCGCAUGCAGCGUAUUUGACGACUGCGUGCUUCUCUACAAGCACGUUCAGGACGAGAUGCUGGCAACCCUCGUGCAGCAUCUCAUGACUCUCCUUCGCGCUCGCUUCAUGCCUUACCGGAGGGACAAAUGGUUUAUUGAACCAAAUAAAAGUGGCAGCAGCAUUCGUUGCAGUGACGUGUCAGCCAGUUUUUGCCCACUCCUGGAGGUGCUGGCGCGACAAUUGCACUCACUUCGCCGCGUGCUGGCACCUGAACUCUUCACCGAACUCUGGCACCGACUUACUGAUCUCCUGGACAAAUUUCUCUUCGAAGAGCUCGUGCUACAAAAUCAUUUCAGCGACGUUGGUUGUGCGCAGCUUCAGUUCGACAUGACUAAAGCUUUGUUUCCAAUGUUCAUCGAAUUCACUAGCAAGCCAGAGUACCAUUUCCCGAUGGUGAAGGAAAGCCUGACGUUAUUAACUCUACCGUUAGCGCCGGCUCUGCUGCUUCGUGACACGCUACGCCAGACUUUGCUCAGCAGUACGGGCCAGGCAGGGCGUUCUGCUGCUGAUGUGCCGUCGGUCGUAACUCCAGAAGCCGCGCUUACUGACCACGGCAUCUCCAGGAUAUCUCCGGAAGACGCUCUUAUUAUACUCAAUGCCAGAAAUAGUAUCAGUACGUUAUGAUAACAAACAAACCAUUUAUUAGUGGUAAACUCGCCACAAUGCUGCUGGUAUCCCCUAAUGCAUAGAGACAUUCUAAUCUUACAAUAUUAAAAACUGCUGUUUACGUGUAACGGUGAUAGUUAUAACUGAACGGGAAUGGAGACCGGUAUAUAAAUGUUUGAAUAUUGCCAGUUGUUGUACGAUCAGAUCAACGAAGUUAUCUAUCAAAGCAAAUCGCUCUAUUUAUUUGCUCAUAUAUGAUUGGUGUGGAAUCGCGUCGGAUCACUAGACGCUUUACAGAUUGAUUUCGCGAACGGAAGUUACGUUAUGAAGUCAUUCAAUAAUUCGUGUCCACAUACUACUAAUAGAACGGCAACGAUCGAAACUCGCUAUAAUUGUGUGCUGUUGUAGAAAUUUAUGGUUUAUACGUGUUAUAAUGUUUUCGAUAUUUAGGUGAAGUCCGGAUUCAAUUCAGACAAAAGUUUGAUAAAAUUUGUCUAACUUAUAAAUAAUGUAUCAGUCAGUUAUUAGAAUCUGUCAAAACGGAUAAUACUGUCAACAGCCAAAUUCUGUUCGUAUAAGGAAUUAUUUUCGCAGAGCACUUCAGGCAGAUAUGAAGAUAAUAAAAGGUUGAUGCAUCACUCACUUUAUUGCAUAUUGUUAAAUCUUGAAUUGCUCUGCAGGUUCUACCCAAACUCAGUUCGCAAUCCCUUUGUCCGCAACAAGUAAACCUCUUCUGCUUGAUCUGACUCAAUAUUAUAUUAAGAUCUCGAGAUUUCAAUAUAAUAAUUAGUCAGUACUCAGUCGACAAGGAUACAAAACAGAUUUGCACGAAUUAUUUCUUUAUUUCGCUUAAAUAUACAAGCUCUUCAAAAGUU